AUGGAGUAUGGGUAUGUGAGCUCCCCUUCACAGUCACCGAAUCAAUCAAUCUUCGCCGCCGGCCAGUAUUUCGAUAGCACAUCUGAAAGCUCAAGUCCUGAUUCACCGCAUGUAAGUAUAUGGUUAUGUUUCCACCCUGGUCAAAUGGCAUCGAUGAUGUUUAACAACAAUCCCAUGCAAUAUGACAUGUUUCAGUACGGUGGCACAUCAGCGACGUUUUAUCCAGCCACGCAGAACACCAAGAUCGCAGUCGAAUACAACAAUGCCGCCACUCUAGAUCAAGCCGAUCGACGGAGGCGGAGGUCGGGUAGUGCCUCUACGACGACCAAAGACAAGGACACGAUCCCCAACAUGCAUUUGAGAAGGCGUGCUCAAAAUCGGGCAUCUCAACGUGCUUUUCGCGAGCGAAAGGAAAAGCAUGUCAAAGGCCUAGAGCACCAGCUCGAAGACCUACAUGAAAAGCAUCAAGAUCUCCUACAGUCCUACACACGGCAAGCAGACGAGGUUGGCAAGCUCAACAACCGGAUAGCCGAACUCAGCGCCGAGCUAAAUGCUCUCCGGACGUGUCAAGACCAGUCGUUCAGCGAGAUGCUCUUGCCUGACAAGUUCGACAAGUUCGAUGCCUUCUCAGCACAUGAUAUGCUCUAUAACGGCCCCGACUCCUAUUUCGACAAGAAUGCCGUGGACCUGAAUUCAGAGUUCGCCUUACAUUCUUUCGAAGAUUCGCUUUAA
Exophiala aquamarina CBS 119918 is the source of this 732-nucleotide messenger RNA. RefSeq lists its product as uncharacterized. The record is from RefSeq and is a predicted model, not a curated record. The coding region runs from base 1 to 732 and encodes 243 amino acids. Gene Ontology annotation, molecular function: transcription cis-regulatory region binding; DNA-binding transcription activator activity, RNA polymerase II-specific. Lineage: Eukaryota; Fungi; Ascomycota; Eurotiomycetes; Chaetothyriales; Herpotrichiellaceae. The transcript has 3 exons. Gene Ontology annotation, cellular component: RNA polymerase II transcription regulator complex.